UGACUUUCAGGGACGUGGGAUAUUACAAGCGCGUUGUUGGUAACGCUCAGGUAUAUAAUCAUGGUGAAAAGUACCAUAAGGCAGUUAGGUACGUGAAGAUGAAGCCGUUCAUUGCCCUCAUUACACUCGCAUGCACCUUCCUCCCACGAACCGCUUCGUCUUUCCUACCCUCUUCGCUUUAUGGGGGCGCUGGAGGUAUAAGUUCGUGGGGAUCGCCCGAUAGUGGCGCACUUAGCGGAUUUGGAGGCGGACUUGGAGGAAUCAGUCAGUGGGGUGGUGGUUUGUCCGACGGUGGAUUUAGCCCGUACGGAGGAGGAAUUAGCCCGAUCUUGGGCGAGAGUGGCGGAUUUUUGGGAGGAUAUGGAAACGGAGGAAUCAGUCCGUGGGGGGCUCAGAAUCACUUGGGACUUGGAGGAUACGAAAGCAGUCCAUUCCCGCAAUAUGGAGGAAUUGGGGGAAUUGGCGGAAUUGGGGGAGUAAGUCAAUUUGGACUUCCCGAUGUUGGUGGAUACGGCGGUCCAGGAUAUGGGUCAUGGGGUGUACCUGAUGGUGGCGUUAGCCGCUCAUUCUUCGGAGGUGGACUAAGCCCUUACGGUGGCAGUGGACUGAACUCCUUCGGCAGCAGUCUCUACCCAAACCCUCUCCUUGGAGGAAGCUACGGAUACGGAUCUAGCAUACCUCAGCAUUUAGGUGGACUUGGUCAGUUGGGAUACGGUGGUGGAGGCGUGUUUCCUUCUGGUGUUGAUCCAUCUGGUUUCCAACUUGGUGGCAGCAGCUAUACCAGCCCUCUCAUUUCCUCUUUUAGAUCGUCAGUUAUCUCGAAAAGAAGUGCCGAAUAACAUACAAACGAACAAUUUACACUAACCGUUCAUCAUAUAGUGUAGGUUAGUAGAACAAUAAAUUAUUCUGCAAAUUUAAA
This is a messenger RNA of Photinus pyralis (common eastern firefly), 919 nucleotides long. RefSeq names its product glycine-rich protein 23-like. The transcript has 2 exons. Lineage: Eukaryota; Metazoa; Arthropoda; Insecta; Coleoptera; Lampyridae. The record is from RefSeq and is a predicted model, not a curated record. Bases 99 to 839 code for a protein of 246 amino acids.